UAUGAGAUGGCGGCGAGGUCGGCUCUGAGGGGGAGAGGAGAAGAGAAACGAGCGGCGAGUGAUGCCAUUUGCAGUUUAGUUAUCUGCAAUGAGUCCUCCCUUCAGCGGCAUCAGAUCAUCUUCAAUCCAGACUUCUUUGUGGAGAAGCUGCGACAUGAGAAACCUGAGGCAUUCACAGAGCUUGUGGUCAGUAACAUCACCCGGCUGAUUGACCUACCUGGAGCAGAGCUAGCCCAGUUGAUGGGACAGGAGGACCCUCAGUUGCCUGGCACAUCCUCAGGGUUUUUCCGUUCCCUGAUGUCUCUGAAACGCAAAGAGAAAGGAGUGGUUUUUGGAACUCCACUGACUGAAGAAGGUAUUGCUCAAAUAUCUCAACUGAUAGAGUAUCUGCAUAAGAAUCUGCGGGUGGAAGGCUUGUUCCGAGUGCCAGGAAACAGUACCAGGCAGCAGAACCUGAAAGAAGCCUUGAACAGUGGGACAGAAAUUGACUUGGAUUCAGGGGAGUUUCACUCCAAUGAUGUGGCCACUCUGCUGAAGAUGUUCUUGGGGGAAUUACCAGAGCCUUUGUUAACCCAUAAACAUUUCCAUGCACACCUCAAAAUUUCAGAUCUGAUGCAGUUUGAUGACAAGGGCAACAAGACCAACAUACCCGAUAAGCAGCGUCAGAUUGAAGCACUGCAGCUCCUCUUCUUGAUCCUGCCAGCCCCCAAUCGCAGCCUUCUCAAAUUGCUGUUGGAUCUGCUUUAUCAGACAGCCAAAAAGCAGGACAGGAACAAGAUGUCAGCUCAUAACCUGGCUCUUAUGUUUUCACCUCACAUUUUGUGGCCUCGAAAUGUGACUGCCAGUGACCUACAGGAAAACAUUUCCAAGCUAAAUAACGGGAUGGCUUUCAUGAUCAAGCACUCGCAGAAGCUCUUCAAGGCUCCCUCAUAUAUCCGGGAAUGUGCAAGGCUGCAUUACUUGGACUCCAGAACACAUGCCUCAAAGGAUGACUUGGACUUGCCUGUGCCCCGGAAUUUCAAAGACUUUCAGCUUCUGAAAUUCAAGAAGCGAGGACUGGUGGAUCCCUCUGCCCACCAAGAAGACACCCAGCAACAUACAGAAGAAGCACUGAAAGAGCUCUUCCACCAUGUUCAUAAUAUGCCAGACUCUGCCAAGAAAAAGAAGCUCAUUCAACAGUUUCAGAAGCACCCUGAAGCUCUCACUCCUCAGGCAGGUGCAUCCACACCCCGGACCCAGAAGCGGGCUCGCACUCGUUCCUUCAGUGGCUUAAUCAAGCGUAAGGUGCUGGGGAGUCAAGGGUCUUUGGAUAAAAAAGGGAAGGGUGCAGUUUUGGAAUCGGGCAUGAAAGAGCAGAAGCACGGCAGCAAGGAGAAUGUUAGCAUGCAUCCGUGAAUGAAAGGAAGAUGUGCAGAGAAGCAACCAAGCUAGAAGAGUGGAUGAAAAUGCUCCUUGGCCUUAAAUCUGGUCUUCUCAACAGGAAGUAGACGUGUAAUGGGGUGAAAUGUGUUCGUGGCUUCCUGUCCUUUCCUAAUGCUUGCAAGCACAGCUCAGUACAAAUGUACUAAUUAUUCUCCUUCUGGUACAGGACUCCCGUAAAUAUACUCGAUUCCAUGGUUCCUCGACGAAGGAGUCUUCCAUUUGAAGAUCCACUCAAUGGUCUCUCUCUCUCUAUAUAUAGAGAUAUAUACACACACAGCAAAGACUUGCAGCUCUGUGGAUAAUGCCUGCUACUCCCAAGCUGUGAGUCAGGACUCGCUUAUCCCUCUAACCUCACUUAUUGGAUCCUGGCCUACAACUGUGUGUCUGCCAGAAUAACAGACUCUUCCAUUGAACAUGAGGAAACCACUAUUCAACCACUUGUCUAGCCUGAGAAUGGACUGGACAGUGUCUGCAGUAUAGCCUCUCUUUGGAGAGGUUGCUUUGUAUGCCUUGUUCUCUGAGCUGUCCAUCUUCCUAACAAUUCUUUGGGACUUGGCUUACACUGUCCUGUUUUGUGGCUGGUGUUUGUUUGUUUUUUGAUUUUGGCUUUUAGUGUGUACACACACUGUUUCUUUUACCCCUGCAAUUCCCAUUAGCAUCCACAGUAGAGUCAAGCUUUCAGAUCCCCUUGGCAGCUAGGCUCAUCUCGGCAUCUCUUUGUAUGGAAGUCUCUCUGUUGUGGUUACUGAUGGGAUUUGAGAAGUAGCUGUGCUCUUAGCUGCCUCUCCCAGAUUGCAGGGAUCUCCCUCAGGCCUGUGGCUCAUCUGUCACAAAUCCCAGCGUCGGAAGUAUCCGAACAUCUUAAACCAGGGAUGCGGGGAGCCUGUGACACUCCAGAUGUUGUUGGAUUCAGUCUCCAGUUAGCCCAGCCAGCAUGUCCUAUUCUUGGGGAUGAUUGGGAGUUGUAGUCCAGCAAUAUCUGGAAAGCCACAGGUCCCUCAUUUAAGAGCAGCGGUAGCAGGAAAUAAUUUCUGCAAACUGCCCCUUAAAAAAAAUAAGAGCCCAAGGGCUCCUUGUCUGAAUUCUAGCAUGUCUCGUGAAUCACCUGCAAUGUGAUUACAUCUUUCUCCCCUCAAAAGGCCGCCAGUUCUGUUGCCACAGACACUUGCCUUCUGCCUGCUACAAUUAUUCGUCUGUCAGCACUGAUUGUCAAGACAGCGUUUUGGCUGAGGCUCUGCCUGAUGGAGUCUGUUUCACUGCCCCCUACCUGUCACAUUCCCAUUGUCUGUGGCCCAGGCUCUGAUGUACAUUGCUCAGGCAGGACAGGGGGCUGACAGUUUAAUGACUGUUGAAAAUGCACUGAAAGAGAGGAACUUGGAAAUGCAGAAGGCUAACUGACUCACUCCCUGGAAAGGAGGAGAGGCUGUCAAGAUGAAUAAAAGAAAUGUUCCUGUUUCCUUCCAUCAACGAGAAGAGGGCAGGUGGGAAGGUGGUGCAAGGUUAUAGCAAUACAGCUAUUUGCAGCUCUAUAUUUGCUAAGUUUUCCCCUGCACCCAAAGGAAGAAGUGUCUCUCUGGGUCAGGGGUGGUAAACCUGUGGCCCUCCAAGUUGUGUUGGACAAAACGCCUAUUAAAACUCCCACUUAUUACCAGUACACUCUCAUCAGCCGCAGCUAACGUGGCUGAGUUGAACAACAUCUGGAGGGGCCACUUACUAUUCCUGAUAACUGGCUUCUGCCUUAGUCUCAGAGAGAUUUGGCUCAAAGGCUUUUGCAAAAGCACUGUAUAUUUUAAUUUCCUAAAUAUGUGAGGAUUGAGCUUUUUAUUAUUCUAAAAAGAGUCCUAAAUCUGUGUCAGGGACCCUGUCAAACGGCCUUCUGAUGUGUAGAGAUGUAUACACCCCUGUUAAAGCAGGUAUGGGUAACCUGUAGCCUUCCAGGUGUUGUUCAACUUGACCUCUUGUCACCCACAACAAGUAGCCAUAUGGUCUGCAGCUGAUAAAGAAUUUGGGGUCCCACCACAUCUGGAGACUCACAGGUUAGCUGCUUCUAUGUUCCUCAUCUCCCCAACCCCCAAGCUGGUAUGGAGCUUCAGCCAAAGAAGUAGAAAGCUGCUAACACUUGGGAGGUCAUAGACAAGACUGAAAAGUGCCCAAAAAAUGUUAGGGGAAGCAAUCAUAGUGGGCAAAACCAGUUUUGGCUACUCUAGAUCUUAAGCUUGUGUCAUCCAAAUCUUAGCGGUAUUGUAAGUGAAAGCAGGACUGCCCCCAUUGUUUUUCAUGUUUUACUGUUCUCUUAACUUAUCCUUGUGUGGACAACCUUUACUUAUUUAUGCAAUGUAGUAAUGUAAGUAAAAUAAUAUGUUGUUUCUUGUGGUGUAUUGCCCGCUGUUAAUGUGAAAAUCCUACAUUAAAUACUGGUGGUUAUUGGUGCCUUC
Molecule: messenger RNA, 3857 nt
Organism: Zootoca vivipara (common lizard)
Lineage: Eukaryota; Metazoa; Chordata; Lepidosauria; Squamata; Lacertidae
Gene: ARHGAP19
Product: Rho GTPase activating protein 19
Biological process (GO): regulation of small GTPase mediated signal transduction; signal transduction
Cellular component (GO): cytoplasm
Molecular function (GO): GTPase activator activity
Source: RefSeq, a predicted model, not a curated record